AUGCAUUUCAAGGUGCCCUUGCUGAUCUCGCUGGCUGCGGCUGCUCGGGCCCUACAUACUCGUGAUGUCGAGCCGUGCGCGCAGAUCACCAAUCUGGUCUCGGACGCCAAUCAAAACAAAGUCGGCGCUAAAGUUCCCCACGAUCUGGCGCAUCAAUGUUUAAUGUCUAUGCCCUUUGACUCUAGCCGUGCGGUAACUUUCCUCACUCAAGUUCGCAAGAUUCUCGAAUUCCAGUCGACCGUUGAUAUUUUGAAGCACCCUCCGUCUGGCUAUACGAUGCCACCUACGGAUCUUCUUGGAGGAAUUGGUUCGAUUUUGGACAAGGUUAACAGCAACGGCUAUUCUAGUCAAUUCGAAAUGGAUUUGGAGGUAUCUCAUCUCAUCAAGUCGGCCUAUGAUGGUCACUUGAGCUUCCAACUAUGCUCGCAGUCUAUCUUCAACUAUGUGAUUGAUAUGCCACUUGUGUCCAUUUCGACAGACGGACUCUCGCUGCCACAGGUGUACACUCUGAGCGAUGCGCAGCUAUAUCAAGGAGGUGCCAAAAACGUGUCACCCCUCGAGUCCAUCAAUGGUACUGAAGUGGCUGAAUACCUUGAAUCAUACGCUUCUCUCCAAAGUCUGCAAGACCGUGAUGCGCAGUACAACCGAGUGUUCCCAGCAUUGGCCCGCAGCGUCACUAACACUCCCACUGAUGAGAACGGCACCUGGUAUACCACUGCUGACUGGACUGACGGCUCGCAUCUCGGCCUCAAGUACAGCAAUGGAACUACCCAAACAGUGGAGAGAAUGGCCUCGCCAAAUGAGAGAUAUUUCUCCUAUCAAAAUGGCACGGAAUUGUACACGGUCAAUUGCCUUCCCCAGAGCUUGCCUUCAGCUUCUACCUCCUCCUCUGGUGCAGAAGAAGCCUCCGAAAUCAGCGGGCUCCCAGAUACCGAAUGGCGCAACUCAGAAAACUCCAUCGCGGGCUACUUCUCUAAUAUCACCGGCCUCCAAGACGCAGGAAUCAUGUUCCUCCCCACUUUCUCCUCUAGCCCAAAGGAGGCCGCGCAAGUUGCCACUGAUUUUUUGCGAAAUGCCACCGCGGCAGGAAAGAAGAAUAUCCUGAUUGACGUUGCCGCAAACCCGGGCGGAUACAUGUCCAUCGGCAUCGAUCUAUCCCGAAUCUUCUUCCCAGAUGCCUUUCCCUACACCGCGACGCGGUACCGGGCCCACGAUUCUGCCAAGUAUCUCACCAAGGCGUACUCGCGGGACACCGAGCUGGACUCGAGUAACGUUUUUGCCUAUAAGCAGAUGGUUCGCCCGGAUCAAAAGAGCGGCUUUAGUUCCUGGGAGGACCUUUAUGGUCCGCAUGAGAUCCUGGGCAGCUCCUCUUCUAGCUUGCUAGCUAACUUCAAUUACACCGCUACAUCGACCAACACCUUCCCCAUCAACGGAUAUGGACCUGCUUCUCUGAAUCCUAGUCAGCCGUUGUUCUCAGCGGAGAACAUUGCCAUUAUCACUGACAGUGACUGCGUCUCAACCUGUGCCUUCUUCGUCAAACUGAUGAAACGCCAAGGCGUCCGCACUAUCACCUUCGGCGGUCGUCCUAGCCAAGCACCCAUGCAAGGCGUCGGCGGCGUAAAGGGCGGCCAAUCGUUGGGUAUCAAUUACAUUAAUGGCUACAUCACACAAGCGAACCAAUUGAUUCAAAAGUCUAUCAACACCUCGUCGGCUCUCCUUACUCCAGCAGAGUGGAAGAAAUUCAACGAAUCCAGCCCCAGUUUGGCUCCAUCAUUCGCGUGGAGCGGCAGUGUCAAUCUGCGGAACGAGUACGAUCCAGACGAUGACCGGACUCCACUGCAGUUUGUCUAUGAAGCUGCCGAGUGUCGCUUAUUCUACACUGUUGAGAAUUAUUUGCAGCGGGAGACGGUCUGGCAGGCUGCUGCGAAGGCGAUGUUUGGAGGUGGGGAUUGUGUAAAGGGAUCCACGGGUGGAGAUGGCAGUUUGGGUUCAUGA
Messenger RNA from Penicillium cinerascens, 1995 nucleotides. RefSeq lists its product as uncharacterized. Lineage: Eukaryota; Fungi; Ascomycota; Eurotiomycetes; Eurotiales; Aspergillaceae. Gene Ontology annotation, biological process: proteolysis. The transcript is spliced from 5 exons. The record is from RefSeq and is a predicted model, not a curated record. Gene Ontology annotation, molecular function: serine-type peptidase activity. The coding region runs from base 1 to 1995 and encodes 664 amino acids.